Oncorhynchus masou masou (cherry salmon) is the source of this 6077-nucleotide messenger RNA. RefSeq names its product gastrula zinc finger protein XlCGF17.1-like. The record is from RefSeq and is a predicted model, not a curated record. Gene Ontology annotation, molecular function: DNA-binding transcription factor activity, RNA polymerase II-specific; RNA polymerase II cis-regulatory region sequence-specific DNA binding. Gene Ontology annotation, cellular component: nucleus. The transcript has 2 exons. NCBI's taxonomy places the organism in Eukaryota, Metazoa, Chordata, Actinopteri, Salmoniformes, Salmonidae. Bases 256 to 1377 code for a protein of 373 amino acids. Gene Ontology annotation, biological process: regulation of transcription by RNA polymerase II.
UCUAGUGGACGGUUCUUCAGAAACAGCUCGUCAACCACCUCGGAAGCUUGCUAGCCAACAUAGCCGAAAGAUUCAAGCUAUUUAGACGCUUUUUGUGUAUAUUACCUACUAUGUUUUAGACACACUUAUAUCGUAUCUACUUGUUGACCUAUUUAAUUUAAUAUUACGUUAUUUUGUAUUAGUCAGCUAUAGUAGCUGGCUGGUUAAGUUAGCACUAGCCGAGUCGCUAAUGAUAGAUAGCUAACAUCCCCGAACAUGAGCUCCCUAAACUACUCCCCUCCUGUUAAAGAAGAGGAGAUCUGCUGGACGGAGAAAGAAGCUCUGGGGCUGAACAUUGUCGUGAAAGAUGAGAAAGAAGAGGAUGUCACAGUAAAACAACAAGUAGAGGGUGAGGCUGUUACAGUGAAAGAAGAGAAAGACGUUUCAUUUAAAGAAGAGGAAGCCGCGUUCAGAGUGAAAGAGGAGGAGGAUGUUACAGUAAAGGAAGAGAAAGAGGAUGCAGUUUUCAGAGUGAAAGAUGAGGGGGAGAUGACUGUCACAUUGAAAGAAGAAGAGGUGGAGAAAGGAGAUCUGAUUAACACCAGAGAGAGACGGGACUAUCACGGAUCCUCUGGGGAGCCUCAACAACCUCAUGAUGCUGACGAGGCAGAACAGUCUCUCUCCAGGUCAGAACACCUCAAGAAACACCAGCAGAGACCUUCAGGGAAGAAUCCUCACUGCUGCUCUGACUGUGGAAAGGUCUUUUCAAAAUCAUAUACAUUACAAUCACACCAUAGAACACACACAGGAGAAAACCUGAAUAGCUGUACUCAAUGUGGGAAGAGUUUUGUUUCACCUUAUUAUUUGACUAUACACCAGAGAAUACACACAGGAGAGAAACCUCAUGGCUGUACACAAUGUGGGAAGAGUUUUGCUCAGUCAAGCUGCCUGAUAUCACACCAAAGAACACACACAGGAGAGAAACCUUAUAGCUGUGAUCAAUGUGGGAAGAGUUUUAUUCAGUCAAGUCAUCUUACGGCACACCAGAGAACACACACAGGAGAGAAACCUCAUAGCUGUGAACAAUGUGGGAAGAGAUUUACUCAGUCAGGUGGCCUGAUAUACCACCAGAGAACACACACAGGAGAGAAACCUUAUAGCUGUACUCAAUGUGGGAAGAGUUUUGCUACAUCUAGCAAUCUGACUAUACACCAGAGAACACACACUGGAGAGAAACCUCAUAGCUGUAACCAAUGUGGGAAGAGUUUUGCUCAGCCAAACAACCUGAUAUCACACCAGCGUACACACACAGGAGAGAAAUGUCAUAGCUGUGAUCAAUGUGGGAAGAGAUACUCUCGUAAAAGAUCUCUGAUCAAACAUCAGAAAAUACAUGCAUGAAGUUGUUUCAUGAUAUCAAUGAAAUAAUGUCACAAUGUAGAAUGUUUUUAACUUUGUAGUAGGAGUAUUUUAAUGAUGUCACAAUGGCAUGAUAAUGAUGGCAACAUUGUCUAAUUACUAUGUCAUCGUAUUUCCAGGACACUAUAGUGUCUUCCCAGAUAAUGGUAGCUAGCUAACUAUCCUUUUCACUGUUGUUUAAGCUGCAGUCAGAGUCAGUCAGAAUGUCCCAAUGUAGAACCAUAAAUGUUUGUCCCCUGUUUAAUUGAUUUCAACAUGAUAUGGAUAUUAGCCUCAGGGGAAAACUCCAGGCUCUGAAUUUAAAGAGUACUAUUUAAUGCAACACUUCAAAAUGUAGCUAGCUGUUUUCUACAAGUUGUCCUCUAACCAGUGAUGUACACAUUAUUCCCAGAAUCCGUGUGGUUUUUAAGCUGUUAGUUUUAACAGGACAUGCAACCUCAUCUCCCUCCUCUGGCGCAAUUGAUUUCAACAUGAUAUCGAAGAGUGAUGACAAAUGUUCCUUUGUUCCUUUGUUUAAGGACCCCUACAUUUAAAUGCAUCACUCCAAAAUGUAGUCGACUGUCUUCUGCAGGUUGUCCUCUAACCAGUGAGGUAAAAUAUAUAUCCUAUUUCAAUGUGUUUUGUUUAGUUGUGUUAGUUUCAACAGCACAUGCAACCUGAUUUCCCCCGUAAUUUAUAUCAGUGAUUUAUUGCUACUUGUUAAAACAACAGCGUUUUUGGUGCUUGUGCAGUUUAUAAGCUGCUUGUUUAAAAAAAUACAAGUAAUAUGAUUAUUGUGGCAGGUGUUUGUGUAUAUAGCACAUGUUAUGUUUAAGUUUUCAAUUUAUCCCAAACUGUUUCUGCAUAUUGGUUAUUGAUUUAGACACGUGUUUUGACAUUGGGGAUAUCCCACUUAGCAAAAUGUCAUUGCAAAGACGUUGAAAAUCAGACUAUGCAUCCAAAUAUUUAAUAUUUACAAUUCAUGUAACAUUUAGUAAUCAUAAUUAUUUAUGUAACCAACUGACAAUAUUUUGGGUACAAUUAUAUUGAUAUUGUUGGCCUGCUUUUAGAAUAUCAGGGUUCAUUCUCAGAUGUGCCAACCCAAAUUUACUAGAGCAUGACAUUGGGGACUGGGCCCCGAUCCAACAACAUGCCUAUCUACUGAACCCUGAAAAGAGAGAGAAGCUCCACAGUGAGGUUGAAAGUUACUACGGAUAUUGCAGGAGUUUCCUCUUGAAAUCAGAUAUGUCAGUGGUAAGGACAACUUGGUUGCUGAUUGUCACAAGGGUGGGCAGUCAAAAAUAUAUGUGUUUUGCGUUUCGCCAGUGCGUUGCCAUGGAUCACAAUUUAUCUUGACUGCAUGUGUUUCCGUAUUGGAGUUGGGUCGUGUUUGGGCUCGUUCCAAGGGGAGGAGAGUUCUAGAAGCUUGUGAGUUUUAGGAAGACAAGAGUUCUAGAUGCUAGUGAGUUCUAGGAUUCUAUAGAAAGAAAAAAGGAGAAACUAUACGAUUGUAUACUAUUAUUUAAAAAUGUGUUUUUUCUUGUUUUUAAUUUUUGACAGCCAGUAGAUACCCUGUUUAUAUUGAAGGUGAAGCAUUGUAGUUGAUUAUAGUGUGAAAUGGAAGUUGUUUUCUGGUGGUGAGAAAACAUGUCUAACAAAAAUAUAGGAUAUAUUUGUUGUCUAAAGGGGGAAGGUGUUACAGGCUUUGGUUUUUCCAUUUAUGUUUUGAGGUUGGACUUAGCACGUAGGACGCACUGAUUGGUGUUACCUCGUUAGUCAGUAUGUGUUACACCUGUGCUGGCUUGUCCAUUUCGUUAGUGGGAAGGUGUUUCACCUGAGCUGGUCCAGGUUCUAUUUAAGAGUGUCUGGCCCAGUGCUCCAGUUGUCUUGAUAGAUGUGGAGAGUCAACACCUUUAGUUGCGCCACUGUUUUGGUUUGCUUUCUGUCUGUACGUUUGGUGUGGGUUUUUCUUUUGUUCACCUCUUCAUGGUAGAUUUAGUGGGUCUCAUGGUGGGUGUCAUUUAUCGGCUUCCAGUGGUAGUUCUUUAUUCAACGAGAGACUGGACGGGCGGAAGAGGCCGCAGGCACGCGCAUCGACGAGAUGUCGCACCCGACGGGGUAAGAAGAAACGACUAUCAGAGGCAGAGGAGACCGUUCACACGGUCCCAGAACCCACGGGAUUUAGUGUCUUUAAUUUAUCAAGCAAGAUAUUGAGCCCUGCCCAUGUCUCUUUGCUUAAUAAAGGGUUAUCUUUUGUGCCUACAACUCAGUGCAACGAUUUUGAUGUUUAAGUUUUUUAGAAACAUCCGUUUAAGGGAAUACUUUAGCUCCCCUAAUUCUGACACUUCUAUUGAACCAGUAGGUUGCUCUCCUGCACGCACUCCGACUCCUUUUAGAAGCAAUAGUUAUUUUAUACCUCCAGCCAAUCGCAAUCACUCUAUCGAGACAUAUUGCACAAGAAUGUUACACAACCUCCAGGGCGCCCUAUUGCAGCGGGCAUUGAUGCAGUACCGGCCCCUCUAUCUACUUUUGUUGAUUCUUUUUUAUUUAUUUAUUAGACCACUCGCAGAACAGCUACCCUCCUUUGUAAAGGACACCAGCAGUAUGAUCUCUAUCAUUGAAUCUCUUGAUCAUCUCCCUGAGAAUACCGUGUUAGUUACUUUUGAUGUUGAGUCAUCAUACACUAAUAUUCCACACGAGGGCGGUAUUGAAGCUAUGGAACAUUUUCUUCUGCAACGUGACCCUAAUGAAUUACCUUCCAGUGCAUGCAUUGUAACAUUGGCUGAAAUAGUAUUCACGGUAACUAUUUCAUGUUUCUAAAUGAUUUCUUUAUUCAGACGAAAGGCACUGCUAUGGGAUCCCCCAUGGCUCCUAACUAUGCUAAUUUGUAUGUGGGUUAGAUGGAGAAAGAGUCUAUUUUCAAUCCUUCAAUUUUCAAGCCUCACAUCAUUAUUUGGAAACGGUAUAUUGAUGAUAUUUUUGAUCUAUGGAGGGGUGAUGCAAAACAGCUCCAGGCGUUCCAUGCUUUUCUUAACUCCCGUUCUGAGCAUCUGAGAUUUACUAUGCAAUCUGAUACACGUCAAAUCAGUUUUCUUGAUCUUCUGAUCGUGUGAAUAUGUUCUAUACACUGAUCUUUACAGGAAGCCUACUGAUCGUAACAGUUUGUUGAGGGCUGAUAGUUGUCACCCACUUCCCUUGAAAAAUAGUUUGCCCUACAGCCAAUUCUGUCGAAUCAAAAUAAUUUGCAAAAAACAGUCCGAUUUUGACAGAAAUAUGGCUGAGACGCAAAGAAAGUUCAAGGAGAGGGGCUACAAGAAUGAUCAGAUUAAUAUUGCCAUUGAGAAAAUUCAAAACAUGACCUUUUUCAAAGUCAGUCUCGCAAAAAGACUCAUUCUUGCGUUCUAACUUCCCGCUAUUCAAAGUGCUCUGAACAAAUUAAGGGAAUUGUUCACAAACAUUGGCACAUCCUAAAAUCCGAUGAUAGUCUCGGUAAUGUGUUUUCGGACCUUCCCUUGGUCGUAUUUUCGCGGGGCAGAAAUCUCAGAGACCAAUUGGUAAACUCUGAUUUACCACCCCAAGAUAUUCCUGAACAACGUCUAUUUGCACCCCUACUGGAUGGAAAUUACAAAUGUAAUGGCUGUGCUCAAUGCAAUGGCACUUGUAGAUCCUUCAAACACCCACAAACAGGGAAAUCGAUCCCAAUAAAAGGUGUUAUUACGUGCUCCACUAAGGCAGUUAGUUAUCUUAUAAGUUGUCCUUGUGGUAAAAAUUAUGUAGGUAAAACAAAGCGCGAAUUAAAAGUACAUAUCUCAGAGCAUCGUUGCACCAUUACGUGUAAAACCUUUACUUAUCCAGUUGCGGCCCACUUCUUGGAGGCAGGCUACUCGAUUUUGUCUCUGCGUUAUAUUGGCAUCGAACAUGUCACCCUCCCUAGGAGAGGGGGUGACCUUGAUAAUUUAUUGUUAAAACGAGAGGCUGCCUGGAUCUUUAAUUUAAAGACCCUUGCGCCCUUCGGUCUCAACGUAGACUUUGAUCUGAAGCCAUUCUUGUGAUUAUUGUGACUUUGCCAUUGUAAUUGUUUGUAAACUUGUAUAGUCAAAUUAAUCUAUGAUCGUAUGCUGUCCAUUUGUUUGUAUGCUGUUCUUUGUAUGACAUUUUAAUAUUUGAUUAUUAACCAAUGAUAUUAGGCCACUCCUGGCCAUGAUUACAAACACCUGUGUCUUUUGACACUAUAUAAACGAGUCAUCCCGCAGUGUUUGUGAUUAUACCCUGAUGAAGACAGCUUGGCUGUCGAAACGUUGGUAUUACAUUUUUGCAUCUGAGCUCCUAGAGUGUGCGGCUCUCUUUUAUUUUCAAGUUUCUACUCCGCAAGCCAGCACCUCGUCUUAAUAGGUGUGCGUUUCUUUUUCUUCUAGGGUGUCUUUUAUGUCCCAGUUGUUGUUACUCGUCAACUUCCAGUGGACACCCCUAUAGUGUCUUUCAGAGCCACUCCUAAAAAACAAGCUUAUAUUUUGGGUUGGAUAUUGCAUCCAAUUAAUAUUUUAAUCAAUGGAAUUUCCUUAGAAUGUUCAUUAGUCUUUCAGUUGUUAGUCUUCUGUUGUGUACUAAAUAUUUUUGUUUAUUUUCAUUUAGUUUUUUUCCUGUGAAGCCAUUGUGUUGCAUCCAUGUCUGAAAUGUGCUGUAUAAAUAAAGCUUGAUUUGAU